AUGGCAGCUCUGCUUGUGUUUCUCUCGCUGCUAGUUUCUGUCGCUGUUUCCGUCAUCUUCUCCCCUACAAUCGUGCGCUUCCUUGGUGCGCAGGUGGGACAUUACUUGCGCCGGGCGUGCCGCACAAGACGAGAGCUGCUGCUGACACGAGUAGCCACCGAGUCCAAGAACUACAAAGCCGAGCAUGCCGAGGCUGAGGACUGUGAUUGGGAGGAAGUUGCGUCUGUAGCCACGGAUGGUCGAGUAGGCACCAAGCAAGACAAGCAGUGGGAGGGCAUUGUUGGCUUCUUCCACCCGUUCUGCAACGCUGGUGGCGGCGGCGAGCGAGUCCUCUGGGCGGCCAUUCGAGCCACCCAGAAGCGCUGGCCGAGAGCUGUCUGCGUCGUCUACACCGGUGACCACGAUGUCGACAAGGCUGCCAUUCUGAAGCGUGUCAAGACUCGUUUCAACAUGCAGCUCCACCCACCGACAGUGCACUUUCUCUACCUCACGACGCGUCACUGGGUCCUCGCCAGCACAUGGCCGCGCUUCACACUGCUGGGUCAGUCGUUGGGCUCGAUUGUUCUGGCCUACGAUGCCUUCGCCCUGCUUGUGCCGGACAUCUUCGUCGACACUAUGGGCUACGCAUUCGCCCUGGCCCUCUCGUCGCUGUUCUUCCCGGAUGUGCCGACCGGCGCGUACGUGCACUACCCAACCAUCUCGACGGACAUGCUGGACUCGCUACAGGUCGGAGGUCAGGGCAUCAACGCUGGUGCUGGCAAGGGCUACCGGGGCGCUGCUAAGCAGAAGUACUGGCAGCUGUUUGCACGUCUCUACAGCAAAGUGGGCAGCACCAUCGAUGUUGUAAUGACCAACUCGACCUGGACCCAAGGACAUGUCAGCUCGCUCUGGGGCCCAGCGCGCAACAAGCGCAACAAGACGACGGAGAACGAUAUUGACGUGGUGUUUCCACCUGUCGCAGUCGAGGAGGUCACAGAGGCUGUCGAGGUCUCGCAGGCCAGCGAAAAGAAGCGCGGACCGUACCUUCUCUACAUUGCACAGUUUCGUCCGGAGAAGAACCACGAACUCAUCCUGGAAGCCUUCGCAAAGUUCGUGCACUCGAAUCCAAAGCUUGCAGCAUAUCCCGACGAAAAGCCGCGGCUCAUCCUGAUAGGCUCAGUGCGCGACUCGAUUGACGAGAAGAGCGUGUACAAGCUGCGACUGCUCGCUCACGAGCUCCACAUGAAGGAGAACGUCGAGUUUCUCUGCGAAGCGCCGUGGCCGCAGAUGGUGGAGUGGAUGGGCAGGGCGAGCGUGGGGGUGAACGGCAUGUGGAACGAGCACUUUGGCAUCGGCGUGGUCGAGUACCAGGCGGCGGGUUUGCUUUCGGUUGUGAACGACUCUGGCGGCCCGAAGAUUGACAUUGUUGUUGAUGUCGAUGGGAAGCCGACAGGAUUCCACGCCACGACUGCAGACGAGUACGCAGAGGGGUUCCGCAAAGCGCUGACGCUGUCGCCCGAGGAGAGACUGGCCAUGAGGCUGCGGGCGAGGAAGUCUGCAGAGCGGUUUACCGAUCGGGGGUUCGCAGAGCGGUGGCUGAAGAACAUGGACAAGCUGGUGAAGCUGCAGGUGGCGCGCACGCGGAGGUAG
Didymella exigua CBS 183.55 is the source of this 1629-nucleotide messenger RNA. RefSeq names its product glycosyltransferase family 4 protein. Gene Ontology annotation, molecular function: GDP-Man:Man(3)GlcNAc(2)-PP-Dol alpha-1,2-mannosyltransferase activity. Bases 1 to 1629 code for a protein of 542 amino acids. Lineage: Eukaryota; Fungi; Ascomycota; Dothideomycetes; Pleosporales; Didymellaceae. Gene Ontology annotation, cellular component: endoplasmic reticulum membrane. The transcript has 3 exons. The record is from RefSeq and is a predicted model, not a curated record. Gene Ontology annotation, biological process: protein N-linked glycosylation.